Molecule: messenger RNA, 7584 nt
Organism: Notothenia coriiceps (black rockcod)
Lineage: Eukaryota; Metazoa; Chordata; Actinopteri; Perciformes; Nototheniidae
Product: nuclear receptor corepressor 2-like
Exons: 28
Coding region: 1-4701 (1566 amino acids)
Biological process (GO): negative regulation of transcription by RNA polymerase II
Cellular component (GO): chromatin
Molecular function (GO): transcription corepressor activity
Source: RefSeq, a predicted model, not a curated record
AUGACUCCUCCGCCACAGGGAGACUCAAGGGGGGAGAAGAUGAGAGGGGAGGAGGAAGUGGAGAGGAAGUACCUAAUCACUUCUCCACGGCCAAGUUUACUGAACUACUCUCAUGAUGGAGUGAUAUCGUCCCCACUGCAGAAGCCCUUGGACCUGAAACAGCUCAAACAGAGGGCUGCUGCUAUACCACCCAUUUUGCCAGAAGCCGCCUUGCAGGCCGUUCAGCGGAGUGGUGGCAAGUCACUGCUGCCCCCCCACGCCCUGGCAUUGUACCAGCAGCAGAUCACCAUGGCUCACGGGGAGUCCUCUCAGGAGGUCAAAAUGCAGCAGCAGCAACAGCUGCUCUCGGGCCAGCCCGGCAAACAGCAGCCGUACACCAUGCAGUCGGAGAGAGACAGAGAGGCUCUUCACAGCAUCAGUCCUCGCAUGCGCCCCCGCAGCCCCUCCACCAGCGACAAGGAUGAGCUGGAAGGCAACGAGAGGUGGUUACUGACCCUCCUGCAGGGAUUAAAAAAAUCCCGGUCUUUCUCUCCGCACGGUGAAGCUAAGAAGCAGGCGAUGGGCCCCGACGACCUGAGGACCUCCAACAUGGGUCGUCCCGUUCUCUCCCCCUAUCCCAUGUCCCCACGAGACAUGGUCAAGAUCAGUCACGACCAGCACCUGCUCCACUUCAACUCGUUCCAGCAAACAGGCCACCCCUCACUGCCUAAUCUGCCACAGGACAGUGGAAGGCUAGCAGCAGUGAGACCCCUCACGAUGCCUGAUCCCCCUCCUCUUAUUUCCUCCUCCAAGCCAGGAGGCUCCAUCACACAGGGCACCCCAGUGCAGCUGCACAGCCCUGCUCAUGGGCUGGACCACGGGAAGAUGACCCCCACACAGAUGGGGUUGUCUUGGAUGGAUCCGAGGAAAGUGGGCGGUCCUUUCCCCGUGAUAAAGCAGGAACAGUUGUCUCCUCGAAGCUCUUCCUCUCAAGCUGACAACAUGCCAACCCAGGGGUCGCCUCACGAUGGUGCCUCUGGACGUGGUUCUAUUCCAGCAGUUCAGGGUGGUAGUAUCACUAAGGGCAUCCCAGGGACCAGAAUGCAUCAGGAUUCCCCAAUCUCCUACCGAGGGGGAUCCAUUACUCAGGGGACACCGGCUGAUGUGCUGUAUAAGGGAACCAUUACCCGUCUGAUCAGUGAGGACAGCGCCUGCCGAGCUGAGAGGGAACGGGACGAGGCGAUAUCUAAAGGCCAUGUGGUUUACGAGGGCAUCAGUGGACACAUUCUCACAUAUGACCUUGCAUCUCUGUCUUUUGCAGGCCCACCUUCUCAGAGCAUUAAAGAUGAAGGCAGAGGCCCCGGGCAAUCUGCAGAACUUCUGGGUCUGAAGCGUCCUUAUGACAUUAUGGAUGGAGGCAUCUCCAGAGGACUGCCUAUGAGGGAUUCACUGUCUGCUGCCAACUGUGAAGGUCUGAUUGGUCGAGCCAUGCCUCAUGACCGGGACAGUCCACACCACCAACAUUACAAAGACGCUCAUCACAUCCGUGGCUCGAUCUCACAAGGUAUACCUCGUCAUCUAGACCCUCAGGAUGGCUACCUGAGGAGGGAAGCUAAGCAGAUGAAGAGAGAGAACUCCCCACCCCGCGGGCCCGGGUCUCUUUCGGACCCAAUGAAGGGCUCCAUGGUGCCGACAGUGAAGGAGGCAGGGCGCUCCAUCCACCUCAUUCCCAGGGAGCCUGGCAAGGAGGGCAUCAUAGCACAGGGAACACCCAUGAAGCAGGAGCCAUCCGGUUCAGGGAAGCGUCACGAUGUCCGCUCCAUCAUAGCCAGUUCACCACGUUCCUACCACAACCCAGCCUCACACCUGGAGAUGCGGGCUGAGAGGGGCCGCUACGAAGAGGCGCCAAAAGGCCGGCCCAGCGCCGUUGUCAGUACAGCUAGCAGUAUCGCUCGCUCUUCUCCCCUUACCCUGGGGUCAGAGCAGGGAGGCAAGUCCCAUCAUAGUCCAGGGGGCUACGAGGACAAAGCCGCCUUAAGGGCCCCUUACCCCGGGCCUUCGCACCGUGGCUCCCCUCUGUCCAGGGAGGCAAGCCAAAGGCAACACGAUGGUUCAAGUAAGAAUCCGACUCAGGAGCGCAAAUCCACACCGACCCCCAGAGAGAUGAAUGCCACCAAAUCACCGCUCCAAGGUGUUCCAGAUCAGCAGACCUACGAGCGCCUGCUGCAGGGUCUAGGGGCUGCAGACGUGUACCGUCAAAUCCCCAUAGCCUUCGACCCUGCAUCGCUGCCCCGGGGCAUCCCCAUUGACCCAGCGGCCUACUACUUGCCUCGCCACCUAGCGCCCAACCCAGCGUACCCUCACCCCUACCCCUACCUCAUUCGUGGCUUUCCCGACACAACGGCCCUGGAGAACCGCCAGACGCUGCUCAACGACUACAUCACCUCGCAGCAGAUGCACCAGUGGCCUGCAGCGGCUGCCAUGGCCGCCCAGCGCUCUGACCUGCUGAGGGGCCUCACCCCUCGAGACCAGCCCCUUCAGAUGCCCUACUCUCAAGCCCCACGUGGAAUCAUCGAUCUUUCUCAGGUGCCACACUUACCUGUCCUGGUCCCUCCCUCUGCAGGGGCCACCGGAGGCCCAAUGGAUCGCAUCACCUACAUCCCCGGGGGAGCAGCCUCCUUCCCUGGCAGGCCUUACACCACCUCCCCCAUCUCACCUGUGCACAUGAACAAGAUGCAAGGCGCAUCUUCAGAGCGGGAGCGCGAGAGAGAGCGGGAGCGCGAGAGAGACCGUGAGCGUGACAGAGAGAGGGAGAGAGAGAGGGACCGGGAACGCGACCGAGAGAGAGAUCGGGAAAGAGAGCGGGAGAGAGACCGAGAAAGGGACCGGGAGAGAGAAAGGGACAGAGACCGGGACCGAGAGAAGGGCGGGUCUAUGGGGAAUGUGGAGCACGCGCCCAUCUGGAGACCAGGUACAGAGCACAGCUUGGCCAGCAGUAGCAGCUGCAGUGUGAGACCCUCCUCCCAACCGUACAGCCACCAGCACUCCCCCGUAUCCCCUCGCACCCAGGACAACAUGCAGCAGAGGCCGAGCGUCCUGCACAACACCGGGGGCAAGAGUCUUUCUGUCAGCGACCACUCCGGCUCUGUGUUUCGGUCCAUGUCCUCCGGGUCGGCCCGCUACCAAGGUUACCCUGGCCACCUCCAGAGGACAGGUGUCCCCCCUGAGGCCUACCAACCUGCCAUGGACUCGGGUGUAGCCAAAGAGCGCGAUGGAGGCAAAAACAGGGGUGGUCUACCCAAGCACAUGCAGGACCAGCACGGGCCCUCCAGUAAAUCUGAGCCCAAACUGUCCAGCCCAGGAGGGAUGUACCCCGGGUCCUACAGCUCGCCUUCAGGCCGGCCCCAGCACCUGCUGCCUCACCAGUCGGAUAACCCCCCUGGCCGCGGAGAAAGUGGUACACCUAGUAGGGAAAAGACUCAAAACAAAGCGAUGUCCAUUCAGGAACAAGAGCUCCGAGCACUCGCUCAACAGAAUAUGGAGACACACGGUCUGUACCGUCCCCCGUCUGAGGAGAGACUGUCUCCGGGCCAGCAGCCCUCCUCCCCCAGUGUUAAAGGCAGCCAGCGGGUGGUCACCCUGGCACAGCACAUCAGUGAGGUGAUAACUAAAGACUACACCAGGCAGAGCCAGCAGCAGAGCUACCAUGGCUCUCCUGUCCUGGACCUCACCCGCCCCCCCAGUGCCUCCCAGCUCCCCCCCACCUCACAAGAGUUGGCCCAAGGGUCCCGAUAUCAAGAGGCCCACUGUGGAGAACGCAACAGAGACAGGUCUCCUCCUCAGCCCAAGACUUCCCCCAUCAGUGUUUGUAACGAUGGCAUCGAGCCGGUGUCUCCUGCUGGAGCCAGCUCUGAACCUGAAGUCCAGGGAGGGGCCUCGUACUGCAGCGAGCAGGGGGAGCAAGGAAUGGGCUCCCGCUCCCCUCCGAACACCUCGCAGCCUCCGGCUUUCUUCAGCAAGUUGACCGAGAGCACCUCGGAUAUUGUGAGGUCAAAGAAACAGGAGAUGAUUAAGAAGAUGACGGUGGUGGGAAAUGACGGUGAUUUCAAUGCUGGUCAACCAGGAACAGAAAUCUUCAAUAUGCCAGCGUCAACAAAUGCAGGACCUGUGGCCCCCCGCCCCCAUCCAGCUUCAGAACAACCCGGUAACUCCAUAGGCCUGGAGGCCAUUAUAAGAAAGGCCUUAAUGGGCAAAUAUGACGAUCAGCCUGAGGAACGCUCUCCCUCCAACCUGAUGGGCCCGGGGGGGGUCCCUGCAGCCGACGGACGUGGUGAAGACUUCUUCUCACAAGGUGGUGGAAAGUCCUCAAAGGGCAGCGGGCGCUCUAAUGGACGCAAGGCUAAAUCUCCAGGACCGGGUCUGUCGGGGGGGGAGAGACCCUCCUCCGUGUCCUCAGUCCACUCUGAGGGAGAUUGCAACCGAAGGACUCCUCUAACCAACCGCGUGUGGGAGGAUCGGCCUUCAUCCACAGGUUCGACUCCAUCUCCCUUCCCCUGUAAUCCGUUGAUAAUGCGUUUCCCCAGCGGGACAGUGUCCGCCCCCUCCCCCUCCUCUGGUCAGCUGGGGGGCCCGGUGCCGGGACCUGGACAGGGCCGCUCCUGGGAGGAGGAGCCCAAGCCUCUGCUCAUGUCUCAGUACGAGACCCUGUCUGACAGCGAGUGACCGGGAACCUAUCGAACCACAAGAACCUUCUAACAGUCAACCAACGCUCUGCUGCUGAAGACACACACACACCCACACACACACACACACACACACACACACACACACACACACACACACACACACACACACACACACACACACACACACACGCACACGCACACACCUGCAAACCUACCAACACCAUUCCACUCUGCAUUUCCUCCUUCUCCGUCGGAUCAUGUCCUUCUCCUAACACACAACGAGAUGCAAAGCAGCGAAGAGCUGAGACACUGCUGCUCAGUGUGUGUGUGUGUGUGUGUGUGUGUGGGGGUGUGGGGGUGUGGGGGUGUGGGUUUGCACUUACGUGUUAUGCAUUCACUCCAGGACUACCCUAAAGGACAAAUCACUUUUUUUCUCUCUUUUUUUUUUUUUACUUUACUACUUUUCCUCACUGGCCUUAUCAAUAUAGACACAUUAACCUGCACCUUCUGGGUGUUCCGCUCUGAUGUGCUGACACUUGUUGUGGAAGGGACCCCGGGGUCGUGUUGUUGGUCUGUCGACGGCCCCUGUCGCGCAGAUCUGACCUGAGAGCAGCGGCCCCCACAUUGAGGACCCUCUGGAGUUCUCGCGGUGUCCUCACGGUGCAGGCGGCCUGUGCUGCCACUACAAGAACACGUGCGAGGCGACGGGAGGAGAAUCAACAUCUCGUUUUUCUUGUUUCGGUUCUUUGUUUUGCUUCUUUAAAUUCAGUCAGUCCAGUCCUGUGUUUGGAACGUGAGCUGAGACCGUUAGUACAUUUUGAUGGUGAACUUUUGAUGGUGUCAUUUUGUUGUCUAUUAUCUGCAAUGAUGUAUCUUUUUUGGGGCCGGGGUGGGGGGGGACAGAGAUUGUUAUGCGGGGAGGGUCAUAUCAUUGGUUUACAGGGUAAACAUGCUGUUCAUUGCUGAUGUCGUCAUUAGGGGGGAGGGGGGGGGGGAUCCUGAGGAACAGUAAAGGCCUGUUGAUCUCAGGCAAGGGGAGAGAUGAUUUGCCAGACGGAUGGCACUGAAACAAGUGACACUUUCUCACUGUUUUUAUAUUAAUCAUGUCUGUGUUUGUUGAACGUUUUUUGGAUAUUAAGCACUUAGUAGUCAGUCUGUUCACAAUGGCAUUUUUAAGAUUCAGUUUCCUGGUACAGGUGCAAAAUGGACUCAAGAACAGCGUAUAAAUCCCACUGUAUCUUUUAAUCUGUUUAUUUUGGUCUUGCUACCGAUAUUCUUUAUCGCUCCCACACUCAAAGCGACAAUCACAUUUUAGUGAACGAGGACUAAGCCGCUGCGAGCAGGUGCAGACCGACCUUAAAGCUGCUUAAAGGUGAACUCCUCAGCAUCACUUUGGAGUUUGCCUGCAUUAAAGAGAGGUGAAAAAGCCAUCUUUCUACAACCCUUGGUCCAUGGCGGUGUCAGCUUCAGCUGGCCUGCUGCGAUCCUGUCUAGGAGCUGUUGUGACGGUCUGACCUCUGACCUUUUACUGCCUAGAGGGGGAGCUGAGACCCGACUCCUCACCCUGGCAGAUUUUGUACAGUUAUGAGAUAUUCCUAGUGUUAAGUGCCAUUUAUUUUACAUAUACAGUACUGAAGUUACCAAGUGACGCACAAUUUUUCUUUUAACCCCCCAUGACAGUUAAUACUGUCCAAGCAGGGAAUUAUGAUAAAGCAAAACCGGAAAGGAAAAAUGUCCUCUUUUAAAAAAGAAAAAUUAAAAAAAAACGUUUUGUGUGCAUUUUUUCUUUACUUCGAAAUCCAUCACAGCCUUAGCUUUGAACUCUUUCACUUAUUGGAUUCAUCUUCAAACUGAUGCUGUGUCACAGCUAACCGGGCCAUGUCAUGCUUCAAGUGUACUUCAUUGCAUCUGCUGUGUUUGUACUGUUCAGAAGAAGUGGGGGGGGAGGCAUUCAAAAGCAUUCUGGUUGUUUUAUGUAACACGAGUUGACAUGUUGUCACAGUUUACUGCAGCAUUGUAAAGGUCGCCCUCUGUGCAAAUGAUGUGUGAAAUGUUUUCGGCUUGUGACUUUGCGCAACCAGGGACGAACUCUGUCCUCUGACUGAAAAACUGCAGCGAUGACAGUGAGCUCGGUCAGUGGUUUAGGAAGAUUUACCUCUCCAUCUCUCGCUCAUUUUCUCACUGUUGAUUCUCACAAACGGGACUGUUAAAGGACUACAUCCUCUUCCUCCUUCAUCCCACCUGCCACACCUGCAGAAAGCUCAGCCAUCUUUUCGGCCUGUUUUCAUUUUCUAUCAAGACUGAAGGAGGGUUUUAAAUUUCAGCAGGCAUGGCAGAAAAACAGCCAGGCUUUGUACAUUGGUUUCUGCUCGUAUAUCAUUGAUCCACUGAUGAAAUUGAAGAAUGUGAUGGUAAACAGACUAAGCCAUAUCCAGCUGUUCCCUAAACUGAUGUCGGACUAAAACAUUGUUUUUAAAAGUAUACUGAAACAAAUUUUAACAUGCAUCCAUUUGGUUCAUUGUUCUUACAGUUUGUAUCAAUUUCUGUCUCGUCACAAAUCUCAAGUAAUCAUUCAAAACGUGAAGAGACGGAGUUCAAUUCAUGAUGUGUUCCCUGGACUGUCAAAGGGGGGUGGGCGGGGGAUCGACAUAAACAGUACAUUGUUCAACCAUUCUGUGCAUAAUGAUUUUUUUUUAUUAUAACCCACUGUAUAAUAGCAAGGAUUGUAUAUAAAACUGAAGAGAUGUAAAUAUUUAUGUGGCUUGCUUCAAGGUUGGUAUUACAAAAAAUUAAAAAAAUUAAAUAAAUAUUCACAUGGUUAAAUUCUACAUGCCCACCAGCAAGCUUUGUGGAUAGCAGUGUAAAAUGAAAAACAAAAAAGACACUGCCUUAAUGUUUAAAUAAAAAGCUUAUUGCCAUU